This is a messenger RNA of Cuscuta campestris, 2192 nucleotides long. The record is from the annotation of a GenBank genome assembly. NCBI's taxonomy places the organism in Eukaryota, Viridiplantae, Streptophyta, Magnoliopsida, Solanales, Convolvulaceae.
UUUUUUCCUUUUCUUGUUGCAAUUCAUCUUCAGUUUAUAGGAGAUUAAGAGUGAACGACCUUCAAUUUCUUCCCAUUGGAGCGUGUGGGCGAAUUGAAUGGAGAGACGUUGGAGAAGAUAUGCGUUGAAUGCUUCGCCGGUCGAACAUGGAGCGUUUACUUCGCAGUUGCCAUGAAGAAGAAGUUGCGUUUCUUUUUUUUUUUUCUUUCUUGUGCGAAUCAGGAGAGCAAUGGAUGGGCCAAUUAACUUGUUUUGAUGAUGGGUUUGGGCUCUGGCCCAAAUUCAAUCUCCUUUUUCCAAACUUGAAUUGCAAUUUGGUCUUUUGCUACACUUUUCACCAAAAAAUAAGAUAUCUGAUAAUUUUGGGUUAGGAAAAAUAAAAAUAAUAGAAUGUAAAAAAAAUGAUUAAAAAAACUACUAUUUAUGAAAGAAAAUAAAAGAUUGUAAGAAUUGGAAUAAAAAUAAAACAAAGCUAAACAAAUGAAAAUUAAACAAUAAAAAUACUAAAAAUGCCAAAAAGAGAAUUAAAAAUAUUAACCCAAACCCGAGUUAUCAAAUACCGCCACACUUAAGAGUUGAACGUCCUCGUUCAAGGGCCAAAAAGUGUACAUUAUUUCUUUUUAUCAUCAUCAGGAAAAAACAAAGUAAACUUUAAACCCCCAGACUUAAGACUUUAUGCUCAUAUAAAUUUUAAAAACAAAGUGAGCUAGAAAUCCUACAAGGAUGGUGAAUUAAGGUGUGGAUUUUUGGGUUCUAACAAAUGCUCUAAAGCUGCUACAAAAAAGUUUCCUAGCGGAAUCCUAUGGCUUAGAACGGCUCAAUAGCAGCGGUAGCAAGGUUCAUCAAGAAGCCUAAAAAUAUAAAAAUCACUCAAUUUUCUAAAAAUAAAAGGCUCCUAAAACUGGUUUCUCUCUGUUUUGUUUUCAGAUUUUAAUAUCAAGCAAUGGUUGAUUAGGCAGCAUCUAGAUAGUAUGUGGAUGGCCAGUUCUAGAAAACAAAAUUCUAUGGGAUUCCUAGAAGGAUUUCAAACAUUUUAAAGGUCAUUUUUUACCAAGAAAAGAGCAUAAGACUCAAUGCGGGUUUAUAAAGUAUACACUUGCCAUCUUUCAGAAUAAAGUCCCAAGAAAAACAAAGAGGUUUUUGGGUCAAUUUUGAAAACAAUGCUCUAUAUAAGGAGAUAUGCAACUAAGAAUGACAAAAAUAUUUAGACCCAAAACCUAUUUUUUUUUUGGAAAAAAAUUUUGCCCCAAAAGUUUUUUUUUAAGCAUUUAAGCAAUGACACAAGCAUGAGCAACUCCCCCCACACUUAAAAUAUGCAUAGUCCCCAAUGCAUCUAUAUGGUAUGCAAAUGGCAAUAUUAAGCAAGCACGGACUUAGCAAAGAGAGAAGGGGAAAGGGAAAUGCAACAAAAAGAACAAAGUAUACGCAACAUCAACUCAUCACUUUUCCUUCCUUAAAGUGCUCGAUGGACCCAAAAUCUGCAAAAACAUGGCUAAGACCAAGUCUUUUUAGCUUUGAAGAGAUAAAAAUCAGAUUUAAAGAAUGUAGAUUUUAAGCUUCAAAUUUGGUUCUGGAAACCAAUUCUUGUGCCUUUUUGCACUUUUCAAAACAAAAUGCUGCAUAUGAGAAGGUUAGUUAUGUCAUGCACAUGCAAAGCAGCUCAUAUACAUCUAAUAACAUCAUAAUUCAGCACAUAUGCAUCUGGUGAACUCAAAAAUCAGAUUGAACACCAAGAAAAGAUUGCAGAUUUUUUCCUAUUUCAGCACGUACAAGCUGUAAAAAGUGUAAAAUUUGCAUUUUGCACUCAAAAAAAUCAGCUUACAAGUCCAAAAAUAACUUUUCAAAGUGCAGAAUUUUUCCUUAGUAUCCAAAAAUCAGCUGUAAACAAUGCACAUGUCUCAAUUUUCAGCUUAAGUAUCACCAUAUUAUAACACCCGAGAGGUUAGAUUUUCAACAAAGCAACCAUUAGGUACUUGAGACAGUAGGUCUAAGACAAAAUUCUGCAGAUACUAUGCAGAUAUUAACCAUAUAAGCUCAAGAAUCAGAUUUGAAUGGGAUAGGCCAUUCACUUGUGCAGAAAAGAGUAUGACUUUAUAGUUCAACUUCUCAUUGUGCAAAUUGUAAUAUCAAAAACCAAACUUUGAACACAAAAAGGUAAGGAAAUUAAAGCCCAGACCUGAGAUACUGAUUUG